AUGUGGGUGAAUAAGGAUCUCCGAGAAAAUAGAGAGGCGAGGGACCGUCCCGGCAGGUCUUUUGAUAAUGACAGAAGCAGCCUGGCUCAACCUGAAGACUCCUCGCAAUCACGCCAUCAGAUACACCAACAGGAGGCGCCGAUUCCCCGUACGAGAACUGAGGGAGAGAAGAUUAAGCGAGACAAAAGCCCAAGAGGGUUUGCCCUUAAAAAAUUGCCGAAGGUUUUUGUCAAAAGGGGCCUUCAGCGAUCACCGCCAACCAAGGACAAGGAGCGCAGGGAGAGUUCCCGUUCUGGGUCGAUGGGAGCUGCGCAUAGAACUGGGCAGAUUCACGGGCGAUUCAGGGAUAAUGGGCUGAGCUUCUCGGCCCGUCCAGUCAAGAUCAAUCUGUAUGGGGAUGCCCAGUGCCCUAACAAGAAGUUAGUCUGGCUUCGUGAUAAGGAAGCUCAGGGACUGUCUAGUACCGGGACGAUGGCCGGGGAUGCUUCGCGUGCAGCGCGAGUUGAGAAACAAAGUGAUGGGGAGGCUACUAGAUUUGACCGCCCUAAUGAGAUAACUCGACGAAGGCAGCUGAUCCUUGAAGAUGAUUCAGAUGAUGAUUUCUGA
Molecule: messenger RNA, 606 nt
Organism: Linum trigynum
Lineage: Eukaryota; Viridiplantae; Streptophyta; Magnoliopsida; Malpighiales; Linaceae
Source: the annotation of a GenBank genome assembly